AUGGAAUAUCAAAAACUUGUCAUCAAAAAAAAUCCUCGGGUUUUGUACAAAGAAACACCCGAAGCAAAAUACUGGAAGCGAUUCAAGUCACCGAUCCUGAUUAAAGAAUAUGGCAGUGUCACAUCCAUCAACUUUUCACCCGUAUCACCACACGAUUUUGCUGUUACAUCGUCCGCACGUGUCCAGAUCUAUUCGUCAAAAACGCAUCAAGCCAAAAAGACCAUUUCACGAUUCAAAGAAGUGGCCUAUUCCGGAUCGUUCCGACAAGACGGUAAACUGGUCGUCGCAGGCGAUGGCACUGGUCUGGUACAAAUGUUUGACGUUAAUUCUCGCGCGAUUCUUCGAACGUUCCGAGCACACACAAUGCCCGUCCAUGUGGCACGAUUUUCCAACGACAAGGCCCAUGUGCUUUCUGCCUCAGACGAUCAAACAGUCCGUCUGUGGGAUAUACCCUCUGAAUCCAGUGUGCAUGUGUUUGAAGAUCACGAAGAUUAUGUCCGUGCCGGUGUAGUAAGCGACGACAACCCGAACUUGAUUCUGACGGGCUCGUACGACCAAACCGUCAAAUUAUUUGACACCAGAACCAACAGCAGCGUCAUGACCAUGCAACACGGCGCACCUGUCGAAUCCAUCCUGAUGUAUCCUGGCGGUGGAUCUGCAGUUGUCUCUGCCGGUGGACCCACGAUUAAAGUUUGGGACUUAUUGGCUGGCGGACGAUGCAUUCAUGCCAUUUCUAAUCAUCAAAAGACCAUUACGAGCUUGGCAUUUAACAGCAGCGGAUCACGUUUAUUGACCGGUUCGCUUGAUCAUCAUGUUAAGAUUCACAAUGUUCAAGAUUACAAGGUUGUUCACAGCAUUAAAUACCCAGCACCUGUCAUGAGCGUCGCACUUUCACCGGAUGAUAGCCAUUUGGUGGCUGGUAUGGCAAAUGGAUUAUUAUCGGUUCGUCAACGACAAUACAAGAGCGAUGAAAAGGCAUCACAGAAGAAGAACCGGGAUUAUAUUGGAUCGGGUACUUAUCGAUACUUCAUGCGUGGUCAAUCAAGUACGGCAGAGGCAGCAGAUUUUACGGUUGAAGGUAGACGUCGGGCUAAGCUGUCAAAGUAUGACAAGUUUCUGAAACAACACGAGUACCAUAACGCUUUGGAUGCCGUUUUGGAGCCCACACAACGACAAGGAGCAUUGGUUACAGCCAUGUUGCAGGAAUUGAUGCAUCGUCAGGUGCUGGUGUCGGCGUUAUCAGGUCGUGAUGAUGUCUCGUUAGAACCCUUGGUCACUUUCUUGAUCCGACAUAUCAACACGCCGGCCUACACAAACUUGUUGGUGGAUGUAUCCGAAGUAUUACUAGAUAUUUAUGGACCAGUAUUGGGUCAGUCACCACUUAUUGACGAUCUGUUGCGGAAACUGUCUCGUAAAGUCAAUGGUGAAAUUGACUUACAGAAGGAUCUUAUCCAGGCUAUGGCUGCUUUGGAUAUGUUGUUUGCAAAAUCUACUACCUCCUCAUCAACUACCAGUACCAUUGCUACUGCCGGUACUGCAGAAGAAGUAAAAGCAUCGUAA
Molecule: messenger RNA, 1560 nt
Organism: Zychaea mexicana
Lineage: Eukaryota; Fungi; Mucoromycota; Mucoromycetes; Mucorales; Lichtheimiaceae
Product: WD40-repeat-containing domain protein
Exons: 4
Coding region: 1-1560 (519 amino acids)
Biological process (GO): rRNA processing; positive regulation of transcription by RNA polymerase I
Cellular component (GO): nucleolus
Molecular function (GO): protein binding
Source: RefSeq, a predicted model, not a curated record